UGCUUCACCGCCCUGAUGACGUCAGUCUACAGCGUUUUACUACGAGCCAGACGUUUGUUAUGCUCAAUGUGUCGAAGCAGCUGGUGAUCGGACCUGCGACCGUGUGAUUCCAGGGCAGACCGGUUAGGAAAAUGCCAUUGUUCGAUGGGCUGGGAAGUGGAGGCGAGAAGACCGCAGUUGUGAUUGAUUUAGGAGCGGCAUAUACAAAAUGUGGCUUUGCGGGGGAAACGGGGCCCAGGUUCAUAAUUCCGAGCGAGAUCCAGAAACCAGGACAGCAGCAGACGGUCAAGGUUGUUCAAUACAACAUCAACACAGAAGAACUGUAUGCCAUCCUCAAAGAGUUUAUCCACACUCUGUACUUCAGGCAUCUGUUGGUGAACCCCCGCGACAGAAGAGUGGUCAUCAUCGAGUCCAUCCUCUGCCCCUCCCACUUCAGAGAGACUCUCACCAAGGUUUUUUUCAAGCAAUUUGAGGUCCCCUCUGUGCUUUAUGCUCCCAGUCAUCUCGUGGCCAUCAUGACCUUAGGCAUCAACUCCGCUCUGGUGUUGGACUGUGGCUACACGGAGACGCUUGUUCUGCCCGUGUACGAGUGCACUCCCAUUCUUUCAGCCUGGGAGGCUCUCCCACUGGGAGGGAAGGCCAUUCAUAGUGAACUGAACAGACUUGUUGCAGAGCAGUGCACCGUGGACGCAGACAGCAGCACCAAGCAGAGCGUUCCAGCUGUCAUCGGAACCCUCUCAGAGAAAAUAGUGGAAGACAUUAAGGUCAGAACCUGUUUUGUCAGUGACCUGCAGAGAGGUUUGAAGAUGCAAGCAGCCAAGUUCAACCUGGACGGGACGGCAGAGCGUCCCACCCCUCCUCCAGAUGUGGAUUACCCGCUGGAUGGGGAGAAAAUCCUGCAUAUCAACGGAUCUGUCAGGGACUCUGUGAUGGAGAUUCUGUUUGAACAAGACAAUGAAGAGAAGAGUGUGGCAUCUCUGAUACUCGAUGCUUUGGUCAAGUGUCCUAUUGACACUCGGAAAGUGCUUUGUGAGAACCUGGUAGUCAUCGGGGGAACGUCCAUGCUGCCCGGCUUCCUCCACCGCCUGCUGGCAGAGAUACGCCUCCUGAUGGAAAAACCCAAAUACAGCAGUGUGCUGGUCAACAGGAGCUUUCAGAUCCACGUUCCACCCUCCAAACCAAACUGCACGGCAUGGCUGGGAGGAGCCAUAUUUGGAGCUCUCCAGGACAUCCUGGGCAGCAGGUCUGUGUCCCGGGAUCACUACAACCAGACGGGCCGCAUACCCGACUGGUGCAGCUUGACGUCUUCUCCACCCGAGUCUUUCUACGACGCAGGGAAGACUCCUCCCCCCCUGAUGAAAAGAGCGUUCUCCUCAGAGAAAUGACCAGCAGUCCAAAAGUCACCAUCACUGCUCAUCAUUGGACUCAGUGCUCAGGUUUGCUGGUGCAAAUCCCACUCUUGCUUUUGUCCCAGUUGUGGCACGCUGCAGUGGUGUUAAAGGAGGCAGCUUGUAUCCAUAGCAGCUGCAUUUAUAUGACAGUAACGCUCACAGUUCCAGUAGAGCAGGUAUAAAUAAAGACGUGUUGGCUUAAACAUCUUCAUCUGCAGAGCGAGUUAUAGACAUGAAUGCUAAUUAUUUCAUUCUCCCAAUGGGCAUGUAUGCAUUCAAACCAACCAUUUCCAUUAAAUUAGGAGUGUCUUAUGGUCUUUUAGUCAGAUGUCAGUGUUUCCACAAACCUGUUCAUUCCACUAUCCUGGUAUUAAAGCCUUUUUCUCCCUGCAGAUGC
Oryzias latipes (Japanese medaka) is the source of this 1788-nucleotide messenger RNA. It is a transcript of the gene actr10, whose product is annotated as actin related protein 10. NCBI's taxonomy places the organism in Eukaryota, Metazoa, Chordata, Actinopteri, Beloniformes, Adrianichthyidae. The record is from RefSeq and is a predicted model, not a curated record.